Molecule: messenger RNA, 5635 nt
Organism: Didymodactylos carnosus
Lineage: Eukaryota; Metazoa; Rotifera; Eurotatoria; Philodinida; Philodinidae
Source: the annotation of a GenBank genome assembly
UAUAUUCACUCAACAGAACGUUGUUAUGACUGUUGUCAAAAUUGUUUUAUAACCGAUUUCCUUUUCUUGUCGUAUCUCAACUUUAUAAAGGAGUUAGUUUUGCAUGUUUUCAAUCUUCCUAUAUUUUGUUGUACAUGCGAAAGCUAAUGGGACUGUGUGUAUUGAUGCAAAAUGAAAAAAGGGGAUAAUUGAACUGAUUUGCAUAAUGGUUCGGAAGGAGAUAGGUGCACGCUCUAGUGGGUCUGCGUGUGUUCUAAGUUGUUUACGGCUGUCUCUUUUUUUAUGACUUUAAGGAAAGACAAGGAAUAAGCGGAUGAAAUAAUGAGCUCUCAUCAGAUGAAAUUAGUAUUCAUGGCAAAAGAAUUUUAUUUGAAACAGUGUUUCACUCUUUAAAGUCUAAUGUCAUGUUACAUUGUAGAAUGGACUGAUUUUAGUUAGAUGAAUUGGUCAGUUGCUCUUUUUCCUGUGCGUGGAUUGUUUGAAAAACAAUGAAAAUAUUCAGAAACAUCUGUCGCCUAGAGAACUUGAGAAACAAAUAUGAGUGGAACGGAAUGUGCUUAUUUCAUAAAUACAUCCUCGGCUUUUGAAAAGGAUCUGGAUAUUCAUUUCUAGGUACAAGGAACGAACAACACGGUUUAAGUACGGAGUAACGGGGGGAUAUUUGAAUAGUGUCAGCGUUACAAUAAUAAUCUGCUCUAGAUCAAUCCAUAAUUUCAUUUAAUUGCAUCUGAAUGAUUUCAGAGUUAUUCUUUAAAAUACAGUUUUCUAUUUCGUGCUCACAACUCUGGACGUUCUUCUAACAUUUCGUUCUCCUUGACUUAUGCGACAAGUUGACUUUUUGUUUCAACAAUAUGGCAUUUAAAAAGCAUUUUUUUGCAUCUACAAACGAAGAAAAUAUUAAUGAAAACAAAUUGUUUUUGAAUUAUAAAAGAAACGAAAACACAUUAGUGUCACAAUAUGCAAAGUGUGCGACGAAUAGUACUAGUCUAUAGUUGUUAGCAGCUGGUCUUAGCGCAUGAGAGAGAGAGACUGAGAGACAGAGAGAGAAAGAGAGAAAAAAAAUAAGAAUGCACAAUAAUUGAAAAAACUGCGACCCUGUAUUGUGUGUGUAUCAUUUUCAAAUAACUAGUGCCAAUAAAAAAAGGAAAUAUAAUUUUUUUGUUGUUUCUUCCCACAAACACCAUCGGUUUUCAUUGAAGCUAUCAUAACUUUUGAUAAGAAUUAUAUACUCCUACGACAUUAAAAUAUAACAGAAAAAUAAAACGCUGUAUGACUGGCUCAUUGAUUAUAUUUCAUUUUAUUUUUUUUAUUCGACUAAUUUCAAGGACACAUGAUGCAAUUUUCGACAAUAAGGACGUUGCACAUUUUUUUAUUUUCAUCUUCAGUCUGAUUAGUAAAACUAGGGUAGGUAUUUUAUGGCAAAUAACAGUUGUUGUUUUAUCCAUAUCAAAUGCAGCAAAUAUAUUUGAAAAUUUUAAAGUUUAAAUUCAGUUAUAUAAUAAAAAUGAUUAAACUAAAAAGUUUCGAACAUUUAAAAAUAUUUAAAAUAUUAAAAUCUGUUUCAGAUCUGUUAUUACUUUUAUUAAUUUGAUCAUUAAAGUAGUUACAGUUUGUCUCAAUAUCAACCAAUCGAUUUUCGAUUACGUGAGAACAUUUUACUUUUUAAUCACGUUCAGGUAUCGGUCAUUAUCUAUGUUUAUUUGUCAUUGAUUAUAUUAUACUUGAAAAAUUUAGAAAUGUUGAUGAAAAAAUGGAGACAUGGUAUAGUUUAUCUGGUUAUCUGUCUCUGAAGUCGAUUGGAGCUUUAAGUCUUCUUCUACCAUCUCGACGUUAUUGGUUUGCAUUUAACGAAAAUCAACAAACAUUACAAAUUUUUCAUACCGAACGUGAUCAAAUUACUAACAAAAUUCCUGUUGAAAGUAUUUCCAUUCAUCGAGCAGGUAUUACAUUAAGUCCAACUGAAGAACGAUUAUUUAUCAUAUUAACAGAUAAUAGAGAAUAUCAACUUAAAGCGGAUAAUCAUGAAUCAUUAAUGAUUUGGCUUUUGGGUUUACAGUCAAAAAGAGAUGCAACUGAAAUACAAUAUAAAAAAUCUGUAAUUAUGGAGAAAGAUUUAAUUAGUGUACAAGAUCCAGAAGAAGAACAUACCAAUGUAUACCUUUAUGAAGAGAAAAAAUGUCGUCUAGAUGUUAAUUCAUCUGCUGUUGAAAGUAGAAAAAUGAGUGUAUGUUCAAAUAAAGAUCUAUGUGAAUCAUGUUCAUCUAUUAUAUGUUCGGAAUGUCGUACAAUUGUUCAAUCAAAAACAUCAUCUACAUUAAAUUCAUUAACGAGUAUUCAACAACAACAACAUUUAAUUGAAUCAUGUUAUAGAACUGGUUCAUCAAGUAAUUCAAUAGAAUCAUGUGAUUCAGCAUUUUGUGAAAAAAUAUUUGAUCAUCAUUAUGAUGGACAUUCAACACAAAAUCAUACAAUCAUUCAUGAUACACUUCUUUCAUUAAAAUGUGAAUUAGCAUCAGCAUUAAAUAAAGAAUGUAUUUAUUUAUCAAUAAUUAAAGAAAAAUGUGAUAUUGUGAGAAAAUUAGAACGACAAUUGUCAGAUAUAAUUAUAGCUACAACUGCGUGUAAUAAAUUUUCUACAAUUUCUAAAAUUUUUACAGAAAAAACUCGUGAAACAAAUAAUGAAUUAAAAUUUUUAAAUUGUGAAAUAAAAAAAUUACAUAAAUUAAUUCGUGAUGAUGAUGUUAAAAUACGAAAACUUAUACGUGCAAUUCGUGUACAACAAACCCAAACACAAGGAUUACAAAGAGAUUAUGUUUAUUUGUUACAAACAUCAUUAUCUAUAGAAGAUUGUCGACUAUUUGGCGGAGUAAAACAUCGAGAACGUCUUAAAGAACUUUUAGCCGAGUGUCGAAAACGAGAUCCAUCAUUACCAUCAUUUGAAAAUUUAGAAAGAUGUGGUUGUUAUAUUGAUUCGUACGGUUUUAAACAUGAGAAAAAUAAUGAAAAUGAUAUGUUACAAUAUAUUUGUAUGAAAUUAACUGAAUUUUAUGAUCAAAAAGCUCAUGUGGCUGAUGAAUUACUAUGGCGAACAUUAAUAACAUCAUUUACUAAUGGUACUACAGUGUCGAAAUCAUUUAAAAAUCUCAUUCGACAAGGUAUACCACACAAUUUGCGGUCAGAUAUUUGGCGUUCAUUAAUUCUCAAGAAAAUUCGUCAAUUACGUGAAGUACUAGAAGUAUUUUGUUUGUACAAUCCAUUAGUUGGCUAUUGUCAAGGAAUGAAUUUUAUUGUUGCCAUUGCCCUGUUAUUUUUAGAACCAGAAAAUGCAUUUUGGUUAUUAGUUGCCGUUACUGAAUGUUAUUUUCCAUCAAAUUAUUACGAUUCAGGUUUAAUUGGAGCUCAAGUUGAUCAAUUUGUAUUGAAAGAUUUGAUACAAAUUAAAGCACCUGAAUUGUAUCGACAUUUUGAAAAUAUUGAAGUGGAAAUUACAUCAUUAACAUUAAAUUGGUUUAUGGCUGUCUUUAUUGAUACUGUACCAUUUGAGACUUUAUUACGUAUUUGGGAUUGUUUUCUGUUAGAAGGACCGAAAGUUUUAUUUCGAUUUGCCGUAGCAUUACUAAUUAUGAAUCGUGAUAGUAUUAUAACAAAAACUGAUACAAUAUCAAUGAUGAAACAGAUCAAAGAUUCGGCAAAAAAUUUGUUUGAUGUUGAAAGUUUAUUCAAAAUUGCAUUUGAAGAUUUAAAACCAUUUGCAAGAAGAAAAGAUAUUGCUGUUAAACAAGCAUAUUAUACAAAAAUGUUAACAGAAAAAAUACUCAAACGACAAUUAUCAUUCACAAAUGCAUUUACAAAUCAAGACUAUGUUUUUCCGGAGAUUAAUCCAUGUACAUGUACAUUGGACUGUGCCACAGUCGUAUCAGGAGGUCUUUUAUGGAUGGUGUUUGGUUCUCAAUUUGAAUGUCGAAUAUUUGAAGUGAAUAUUGAACGAGGAAUUAUGGUUGAUUUAGAAUUAACCUACAAUUCUCGUGCAUACUGUAUGAAUUGUAUUAGAUCAAAUCUUGUUCUUGUUGGUACUUUAUCGGGAACACUUAUUGGAUAUUCUGUUGAGAAUAGAAAUAUUCAAUGGGCAACGCAGUUAAGCAGUUCUGUUGUAUGUAUAACUCAUUCAACAAAAGAAGAAUUAACUCGUGCUUACUGUGGAUUAUCCGAUGGAAGCUUGGCAAUAUUAGAAUUAUUUGAUAUGAAAGAACCAGACGAAGCAUUUUCAAUUUCAUUGGGUAAAGCACCUAUAACUGCUAUUAUGUUAUUAAAUGAAAAUUUAUGGUGUAUAUGCUCAAAUAAAUUAUCAAUUCUAAACGAAAAAACAUUGUAUACUCUCAUAUCUAUCGAACUUGCCGCAGAAUAUCUUGAAUUUACAUCUAUUCUUUAUUUUGAUGAACCCACUUAUGUUUGGUUAAUAUUACGUUCGAGUAAUACACUUCAAGUAUGGGAUAAUACUAAUUGUAAACUUUAUGCAACUGCUUCGUUAACAAAAGUAUUUAAUAAACUUGGAAAGCCAAAUAAUGAACAUGAAUUAACGAGAGAACAGAUGAUUGAUGAAGAAGAUCGUACACUUAGUGAAAUUCGAAUCACAUCCUUACUAGUACACGAUAAUCAGUUGUGGCUUGGUAUAUCAACGGGUAGCAUUUACGUAUUUGAUGUCAAUUUUCAACCGAAAAAAAAGAAAUCUUCAAUAAUGAAUUUUCAAACAGAUUUGUCUCACUAUCGUUCUCGAUCAUUAAGUAUUUCGUCUAAUUUAAUCGAUACGUCGCAUCGACUCGUACAAGAUAUUAACGAUAUGAAUAGUACAUUAUUACUCGAUAAACGUUCUACAACUCGUUCGUAUUCCGAAUCAGCGGUUGUUAAAAUCGAUAAAAAUAAAAACGAUUUUAUUACUCAUAAUGAUCAUGAAGAGUGGUUAACAGCGAUGCAUUUAUAUCGAAUUACAUUUAAUGCAGAUGUAAUAGUAACAAGUGAUAAUAGUACGUCGAAUAGUACAAAGGCAAGUUUUUUACGAAGAAGAAAACGACAUCAUUCAGCAUGUGUUCUCGGAAAACAACUUGAAAAUGGUCAUAAACAUUAUUCUCUACGUAAUGAAACAAAGUUAAAACAAUCAUCAAAAAAACUUAGUAUUCAUAAACCAAAACGUAUGUCCGAUUCGGAUACAUCAACAACGUUGGCUUCUCGUCAUACACGUUCCUCUAGUCCGGCAAUAAUUUCAACAGAUGAGUAUACAAAACAUACUCAUCGAACAUUAUCACAAUCAAUUGCACAAAAUCAAAAAUCAAUUGACACAUCAACAAUGACUGUCAAUUUUAAUCUUGCAUUUAAAGCAAAAAUAUCGGAUUCACCCGUUAAAUGUAUAUGUAAAACAAGAUACAAUGAUCAAACAGUUAUUGUGACUGGACAAGGAAAAUAUGGAGAUGAAGAAACCGUUCUACGAUGGAAAAGAGUUCAAGAUACAACCCAAUGGUCAAAUGAUGUGAUUGUUGAACUUAGUCCAGACUCAUUUAUUCCAAUACGCCCACAACAUGCGAGAUGGAAAUAUUUUAAAGAAAGCCGUGAUCAUUCAAACAGUAUUUCAUCUAAUUUCUAA